AUGCGUAAAGAUGAGCCUUCAAGCUAUAUUUGCACAACAUGCAAGCAGCCUUUUAAUAGCGCUUGGUUUUUGCUUCAGCAUGCCCAGAACACACAUGGAUUCCGCAUCUACCUGGAAACAAGCCCUUCAAACAGUUCCCUUACUCCACGCAUCACCAUCCCUCCUCCUCUGGGACCGGAGACUGUUGCACAGUCCCCACUGAUGAAUUUCCUUGGAGACAACAACCCUUUCAAUCUUUUGCGGAUGACAGGACCCAUCUUGCGUGAACACCCUGGCUUUGGUGAGGGUCGGCUCCCAAACACGCCUCCACUGUUCAGCCCACCGCCUCGUCAUCAUCUGGAUCCACAUCGCCUUAGUGCCGAAGAAAUGGGGUUAGUUGCCCAGCAUCCCAGUGCCUUUGACAGAGUUAUGCGUUUAAACCCCAUGGCAAUUGAGUCCCCAGCGAUGGAUUUCUCCAGAAGGCUUCGAGAGCUGGCAGGAAACAGUUCCACCCCUCCGCCAGUCUCACCCAGUCGCACCAACCCUAUGCAUCGCCUGUUGAAUCCUUUCCAGCCGAGUCCUAAAUCACCUUUUUUGAGCACCCCACCACUGCCCCCCAUGCCCCCCAGCAGCACUACGCCUCCCCAGCCUCAGGCCAAGAGCAAGUCCUGUGAAUUUUGUGGGAAAACAUUCAAGUUCCAGAGUAACCUUAUCGUGCACCGGCGUAGUCACACAGGAGAAAAGCCCUACAAGUGUCAGCUCUGUGACCACGCUUGCUCCCAGGCCAGCAAGCUAAAACGCCACAUGAAAACGCAUAUGCAUAAAGCUGGCUCCAUGACAGGCAGGUCAGACGAUGGACUGUCCACCACUAGUUCCCCUGAGCCGGGCACAAGCGAGCUCACUGGAGAGGGACUGAAAUCCAGUGAAGCAGAUUUCAGGAACGAGAGUGAUCCUUCCCUGGGCCAUGACAAUGAAGAAGAGGAAGAGGAGGAGGAGGAGGAAGAGGAGCUCGAAAAUGAGAGCCGGCCAGAGUCGAGCUUCAGUAUGGACUCGGAGCUGAGUCGUAACCGAGAAAAUGGCUCCAAGUCGCUGCCAGAUGAGAAAUCCCUUGUCCUGGGAAAAGUCAUUGAGAAUGUAAGUCUAGGUGCCAUCCAGCAAUAUAAUGACAUGCUAGCGGAAAAACAAAAGAGGAGUAGCUUCAUGAAAAGGUCUUCUGACCAACGAGACUUGUGUCCUCGAGACCUUUGUCAGAGAGAUCCAGGUGAUGAAGACUCUGUGGUAGGAGAGCUGGAUCGCACUGAGGAAGGGACGGUCAAUGGAAGAAACUUUGGACCGGGUGAACCCUUCCCAAACUUGUUCCCCCGCAAGCCGACGCCUAUCACGAGCCCCAGUUUAAACAAUUCCUCUAAAAGAAUAAAGGUAGAGAAAGAUUUGGACUUGCCACCAGCAACGAUAAUACCUUCUGAAAACGUUUACUCCCAGUGGCUGGUAGGGUACGCAGCAUCGCGGCACUUCAUGAAGGAUCCGUUCCUCGGAUUCACAGACUCCCGACAAUCCCCCUUUGCGACCUCUUCCGAGCACUCGUCAGAGAAUGGGAGCCUGCGUUUCUCCACCCCGCCAGGGGACAUGCUGGAUGGGGGGCUCUCAGGGCGCAGCGGCACGGCGAGUGGAGGCAGCACCCCCCACAUCAGUGGUCCUGGCCCCGGGCGACCCAGUUCGAAGGAAGGGCGCAGGAGCGAUACAUGUGAGUACUGUGGCAAGGUCUUUAAGAACUGCAGCAAUUUGACGGUGCACCGUCGGAGCCACACUGGAGAGCGGCCUUACAAAUGCGAGCUCUGCAACUAUGCAUGUGCCCAGAGCAGUAAGCUGACGCGCCAUAUGAAAACGCAUGGCCAGAUAGGGAAGGAGGUCUACCGCUGCGACAUUUGCCAGAUGCCCUUCAGUGUUUACAGCACCCUGGAGAAACACAUGAAAAAGUGGCAUGGAGAACAUUUGCUGACAAAUGACGUCAAAAUUGAGCAGGCAGAAAGAAGCUAAGGG
Molecule: messenger RNA, 2019 nt
Organism: Athene cunicularia (burrowing owl)
Lineage: Eukaryota; Metazoa; Chordata; Aves; Strigiformes; Strigidae
Product: B-cell lymphoma/leukemia 11B-like
Exons: 2
Coding region: 1-2016 (671 amino acids)
Biological process (GO): positive regulation of transcription by RNA polymerase II
Cellular component (GO): nucleus
Molecular function (GO): DNA-binding transcription factor activity; RNA polymerase II cis-regulatory region sequence-specific DNA binding
Source: RefSeq, a predicted model, not a curated record